Molecule: messenger RNA, 1586 nt
Organism: Oryzias latipes (Japanese medaka)
Lineage: Eukaryota; Metazoa; Chordata; Actinopteri; Beloniformes; Adrianichthyidae
Gene: atp6v0d1
Product: ATPase H+ transporting V0 subunit d1
Biological process (GO): proton transmembrane transport
Cellular component (GO): proton-transporting V-type ATPase, V0 domain
Molecular function (GO): proton-transporting ATPase activity, rotational mechanism
Source: RefSeq, a predicted model, not a curated record
CGAGCAGCUGACGAGUCAGAUGACGGUCACGUGACGUGGGUCGGUCAGCUGACGCUAACGCCAAGCGGCCAGGAGCCCGGAGACAGAUCCGACGGUCCGACAGGAUGCCUUUCUCCGAGCUGUACUUCAACGUGGAUAACGGGUACCUGGAGGGUCUAGUCCGAGGUUUUAAGGCGGGAAUUCUGUCUCAGGCGGAUUACCUUAACCUCGUCCAGUGUGAGACGUUGGAAGACCUGAAGCUCCACCUGCAGAGCACCGACUAUGGCAGCUUCCUGGCCAACGAGGCGUCUCCUCUCACCGUGUCGGUCAUCGACGACAAGCUGAAGGAGAAGAUGGUGGUGGAGUUUCGCCACAUGAGGAACCAGUCUUAUGAACCGCUGGCCAGCUUCAUGGAUUUCAUCACGUACAGCUACAUGAUCGAUAACGUCAUCCUGCUGAUCACGGGGACGCUGCACCAGCGCGCCAUCUCUGAGCUGGUGCCCAAGUGUCACCCUCUGGGCAGCUUUGAGCAGAUGGAGGCCGUCAACAUCGCCCAGACCCCUGCUGAGCUGUACAAUGCCAUUCUGGUGGACACCCCCCUGGCCGCGUUCUUCCAGGACUGCAUUUCUGAGCAGGACUUGGACGAGAUGAACAUUGAAAUCAUCCGGAACACGCUCUACAAGGCUUAUCUAGAGGCUUUUUACAAGUUCUGCUCCAACCUUGGAGGAACCACAGCCGAUACCAUGUGUCCAAUCCUGGAGUUCGAGGCAGACCGGAGAGCCUUCAUCAUCACCAUCAACUCGUUUGGGACGGAGCUGUCCAAAGAGGACCGGGCCAAGCUCUUCCCCCACUGCGGCAAGCUUUACCCAGAAGGCCUUGCACAGCUGGCGCGUGCAGACGACUAUGAGCAAGUGAAGGCCGUGGCUGAUUUCUACCCUGAGUACAAGCUGCUGUUUGAAGGAGCUGGCAGCAACCCUGGAGAUAAAACCCUGGAGGACCGUUUCUUUGAGCACGAGGUGAAGCUGAACAAGCUGGCCUUCCUCAACCAGUUCCACUUCAGCGUCUUCUACGCCUACGUCAAGCUGAAGGAGCAGGAGUGCAGGAACAUCGUGUGGAUCGCAGAGUGCAUCGCCCAGCGGCACCGCGCCAAGAUCGACAACUACAUCCCCAUUUUCUGAGUGCUCAGCUUCUUCCAUCCUUUAAUGUCCAGUUGCAGUUCAGUGGUUCAGAUCCUGUCGUUGUCAUGAGGCAUUUUCCCGUCCAUCCACAGUUUGAGUCGUCAUCACGCCGCUUUCUGAAGCUGUUUAUUCAGCUCUAUGCUAAAAAACCAACAUUAAGCUGGAACUCAGAUUGUAAAACAUGAAUAAGAGCAGAGACCCCCCAGGACAGCUGCUGGUCAUGUCAGCAUGUAAAUACUGUCUGAGGGACAUUCCAGGUCUACUGUCUGCAUGUCAUGGCACAGGCCCCGCCCCUUCUUCAUUCCUUGAUGUUUGUGUGUAUAUGACCGUAACGGUCCAUGUGAAGUGUUUGUGUGAUGUUUUGUGGUUGUGGUGAUGGGUGAGGUGUGUAGCAUUAAACAAACUGCUGGGAUGCAGCUUUGGAGAAAC